Messenger RNA from Bombina bombina (fire-bellied toad), 6754 nucleotides. RefSeq names its product protein phosphatase 1 regulatory subunit 12A. Gene Ontology annotation, molecular function: enzyme inhibitor activity; protein kinase binding; phosphatase regulator activity. The record is from RefSeq and is a predicted model, not a curated record. The transcript is spliced from 24 exons. Gene Ontology annotation, biological process: signal transduction. Bases 59 to 2776 code for a protein of 905 amino acids. Gene Ontology annotation, cellular component: cytoplasm; A band; Z disc. NCBI's taxonomy places the organism in Eukaryota, Metazoa, Chordata, Amphibia, Anura, Bombinatoridae.
CGGUUCCCUCCUCUUUCACUCCCGCCUCACCCCCACCUCUCCGGGCAGGACUCGGAAGAUGGCGGCGGACGAUCGGUGCCGGUCGGAAACGGCUAAGGAGAAGCGGCGGGAGCAACUGAACCGAUGGCUGGGAUCGGAUACGGAGCUAAACUCUUCCUCCGGGGGCUCGGGCACCUCUCGCCGCCCGCCCCGGGUCCGUUUCGCCCAAGGAGCCGUCUUUAUGGCCGCUUGUUCGGCAGGAGACCGAGACGAAGUUCGCCAACUACUUUCGGCCGGAGCCCCAAUCAAUGGCACUAACGUGGACGGACUGACAGCCCUGCACCAGGCCUGUAUUGAUGAGAAUAUGGACAUGGUUCAGUUUUUGGUGGAGAAUGGCUCUAACGUGAACCAGCCGGAUAAUGAGGGCUGGACCCCCCUUCAUGCAGCAGCGUCCUGUGGAUUUGUAAGCAUAGCACAGUACCUGAUUUCCAAAGGAGCCAGUGUGUCUUCUGUGAACAGUGAGGGGGAACUACCAAUAGAUGUAUCACACGAGAGUGCGAUGGAAAAACUCCUGAAGAGUGAGAUAAAGAAGCAAGGUGUGGAUCUGGAUGCUGCCCGUAAAGAGGAGGAGCAAGUCAUGCUGCGAGAUGCACAGCUUUGGCUCAGCACUGGGAAAUAUGAAAAUGCUCGACACCCGACCACUGGCGCUACUGCUCUGCAUGUGGCGGCUGCCAAAGGGUACACGGAGGUCUUAAGGCUACUACUGCAGUUGGGGAUUGACGUGGACUCCCGUGACUACGAUGGUUGGACUCCGCUGCACGCGGCAGCUCACUGGGGCCAGCAGGACACCUGUCGUCUGCUAUGUGAGGCUCUCUGCGACAUGGAAGUGCUCAACAAAGUGGGUCAAACGCCGUUUGAUGUGGCAGAUGACAGCGUAGAAUCCUUGCUAGAAGAACUAAAGAACAAACAGAGCUUGUUGCGUGUAGAAAAAAUGAAAAAUGCCACCCAAAUUCUUUCUCCGACAAGUCCUUCCAACCAGAAUGCUACCAGCCGGACUCGCAGGAGUUCUAUUUCUCGCCUGAGCAGUCAAGAGAAGGUUGCGUUACGUGUGCAGGACAAAGAACGCCGUGCACAGCCUACAGCCACAACCGGAACCACCAACCCACCCAUUGGAUCAGGCUCUGAUGAAUCUGGGUCCGAUGAGGAAACUGAAAAAGUUAAAGCUCAGGAAAGAAUUAACAAUUUGAAUAAUCAGUUGAAGAGUCUUCCAAGCACAGCGGUGAAAAAGGCCCCUGUUGUGCCAGAGCCAGAGAAGACAGAACCAGCCUUGGGUUCAUGGCGGGCUUCUCUGAGAAAAACCGGAAGCUCUGGCACAUUAAGCUCUGCAACAAGUUUUGACGAGGGAAAAAAAGCAGCAUUGCCAAAAUCGGCAUCAAGCUCCCAACUAGCAGAUAGAGAUAAGGCAGGCUCUGAGCUCCGUUUGGCCCGAGUGCCCCCCAACCAGACUCAGAAACUUUUCAGUAACCAGGACAAUGCACGAGACAAUCAGUUUAGUCGUAGUUCAUUUACUCGACGUCAAGAAGGUGAUGACACAUUAAACAUCUUGCGCAGACAAAGGCAAGAAGCCCUUGCAGCCAAAAUGGAAACUAUUUUGCCAAAGAAGGAACUGCCAACAACUAAAUCAGAGACUCCAGCUCCGACUUUAGACACCUUAACCACCAAAAAAGACUCCACCACUGCAGUCAAUUCCCUUGGGAGACAAAAAGAAACAACCAGUACUACUGCCACAAAUUCCGAGCCAGCAACCAACACUGAAACUAAAGAGAGGCGCAGAUCAUAUCUAACACCUGUAAGAGACGAGGAAGCUGAGGCUCAACGAAAAGCAAGGUCUCGUCACGCUAGACAGUCUCGCCGAUCCACUCAGGGAGUAACUCUUACGGAUCUGAAAGAGGCUGAAAAGGUAAUCAAAGGACAACAGGAGAACAAAGUGGCUGAGCCGGAACCUGUUAAAACACAAGAGGAGGAGAGUAGCAAAGAUAACCAAUCAAAAGCCAGGACUGCCCGAGGAGCAACAGAUGAUGGGACGGAAGUCAGCUGGAGAGCUCGUAUCGCUAGUUUGCAGAAAUCUGAUCUUUUAGGAAUUACCACUCCAGAUCCACCUCCAGCCCCAUCAGGAUCUCACAGACGAGGAGGACAGUCAUUGGAUAGCAAAGAGCAGCAAAAGUCCCAAGAGGAAGAGAAAGAAAGCGAUGAAAAAGGUGGAAGGAAUAAAGCAGGUGUGCGAGACCGAAGGAGGCCGCGAGGGAAGCGGAGGUCUACUGGCGUUCCCCUUACCACAAAAGAUAGCGAUGGGGAAGAAUCUGAGGACGACGAUGGAUCGGAAGAGCAACCUGCACAGGUAGAUGGGCUCAGCUCUCGGGCAAGUACUGUAUCCAACACACACACAAGCCGAGGGGAAACCACGCUAGCGUCCGAAUCCCGAGAACCUAAAGAUUUUAAGAAGCUAUACAUCGACCUGAUGAGAGACAAUGGGCGCUUACGCUCCCAGCUGCUAAAUACCCAGAACCUGGUGAAUGAGACCAAAGCUGAGCUAGAAAGAGCAACACAGAGGCAAGAAAGAAGUGUGGACAGAUCGUUCUUGAUCGACACAGAAAAGAAGGAGAAGGUUAUAUUAGAGCGCAGAGUGUCUGAGCUUCAGGAAGAGUUAAAGGUUCUCGGAGACCUGAAGGCUGAUAACCAGCGUCUGAAAGAUGAAAAUGGGGCUCUUAUCAGAGUCAUCAGCAAACUCUCCAAAUAGGCAGCUGCCCUCUGUCUCUUCUGUCAGGAGCUGGGAUUUCCUGCUCUCCCACCUUGCACAUGCACUGGGAAUGACCAUUUGGAUAUUUCUACUAUUUUCGAGUGCCAGGAAAAAGUGGUUUACGACCAGCUCCUCCUUCUCUCUGGCAUUUACAUUUUCUUCAAUUACAUUCAGCCACCCCUGAAUCUGUUCACAUCAGAGACCAUCUCUUAGUCCUGGAGCUUUCCCGAGACCUAAAUGUGGCCAUUAUCAGAGGGGAUCUCUGCUGUUGUUUAUGAAACACUGCACACAACAAGAUGCAUUUGAAGACCAUUGUUUGUUGUUUCCUUGGAUGUCAAUAAUAGAACCUUUCAUCAAGGCUUCUUACUAGUACUUCCAAAUAAAUAAAAUGAAGCUUGGUAUAACCCUAACCAGGUCAUCAACUCUCCUCUCAGUUCUUACAACUAAUAAUUAUCAGAAAAAAAUAUUUUUGUAGUGUCUUUUUACAUUCUUUUGAAGAUGUGCAAAUACUUCUUGAAAUGUUACAUUUCCAGAUCCGCAACUUUUUCUCAUCUGAUGUUUGCGCACAAGGAAUUUCUUACCUCUGCUGUAGAUCUCGGGCCAAAAAAUGAUUUAAUGCUCUAAACAGAUAACUGGACAGAAAAACAAGAACAAUUUUAUUUUUUUCCUUGAUAUUAUUGUCUCUUCAUUUCCCUUGGGCCUUGUUGGAUUCUGGGAGAGCAACGCAGGCCGUGGGAAUCUAGCUUGGAUUAUUUGAGAAGUUUGUAAGCUCUUGAGACCUAUUUAAAAGGGGUGGCUGAUGUAAUUUGUUCCAACCACUGUGUCCCACUUACCAUGCGAAAGUCACAGUACGAUGCACAGAUUUCUGCGUGGGGAGAGCACAGUCUGAUCUACAGAUUUUUUUAAAAUUUGUUUUGUUUUAAGGAAAGAGCACAGUUUUGUGUACAGCUAUAUGUUUUCCUUUUGUGUCACCUUUUGUUAAACAAAGCUGAAGGGUAGGAGUUGGCAUCACCUAAGGUUCUCCAUUUCUUGAGCACACUUGAGACACUAAACAGGACGUGAUGUGACAUUUUGUCACUUUUUUUUUAAUAUCAAUUCCCCCCCACUGGUGUGAACUGAGUUUCUUGUUUAACUGGGAGAGUGUUUUAUUUAAUAUAUUUUUAAAAUACAUAUGCAUGGGGGGAGUGGAGAGGGAGAGUCAUAAGGACGCUAAUGUUCUAAAUUAACUACAAUUGUACAUGAACAUUUCUUAUAGCCAUUUUCUACUUUAGUGUUACUAAUCUCCAACCCCUAACAAACUAAAUGUGAUGGGAAUCCCUACCUGAUCAUGUGUGUAUUGCAGUGUUUAAACCACUACUGGGUACAAACAACACCUGCUAUAGGGGCUUCAGUAGUGGGGCUGAGAAAUACAGUAACAAUAAGCUUAAAUAAGUGCCAUUUGUUCCAAAGCAGAGUCUAGUCUUCUAUUUUUAUAAAUAUUAUAUAUAUAUAUAUAUAUAUAUAUAUAUAUAUAUAUAUAUAUAUAUAUAUAUAGUUGCAAUUGUAGGAAAAAGCCUGGUUCCUUACUGGCCUGCUUCAGUUUGUUGCUGGUUUAGCACUUGUGAAAAUUUUAAUAUAUACAUUAUUUUUUCUUAAAAAAAAACUUUUUAUACAAGUUUUCUGUGUUUGCAACCCUGUCUCCUUUUUUGAUAUAGUUUUCCCAAUAGGAAACAUUGCCUUAAGUCACAGGGCAGUAAGAAAUUUUACACCCCCCCCCCAUUUUUUUAUUUAAAUAUUAACUAAAUUAUGCGUUUGGAAUAUAACUGCUUUGGAAAUAUCUUAUUGUCUCUCAGAAGAACGGUGAUAGCGGCGCUGUGUGUUAUCUGUUUCUUGUUCUACAAAGGUCAUACUAUCCUUUUAGUCAUGUAUAUUAGCUGCAAUGUCCUCUUCUCCUGAGUCAGAGGCUGGCAGUUGUGUGAAGGAAACAUUCCAGGUUUUAAAACCCCACCCUGGGUGUUAACUUUCUGACCUACUAAAGAGUGCUGACCUUAAAAGUAGACGGAUAUAGUUUUAUUUUUGUUUUUAAUACCAGGAACUGGCACCGGCUGUAAUAAUUGAGUGUAGUGUUAUGUUAACAAGAUAUGCAGUCUAGAAAUUCACACCUCGGAUGCCAAUCAUUAAGAAAACAAAACAACUUAAAAGCCAAAGAUAAUGUACUAUAUUUUAUGGAUAUCCUAGCCAUUUGUAAAUCGCCAAGGAGGCAACAAAAUGUAUUGUGUUUUUUUUUCUUUGUGGGGGGAUAAGACUGCAACCUCAGUUUUUAUUUAUUUUUGAAUCUCUGCAUAGUACUGCAAAACACUGCCGGUUGAUGUGCACAGAAAUGUGUUGCCGAGUUUCUGGCAGCGAAUCCGUUAUCUUGUGACACGACAGAAAGCUGUCCUUGUUCCCAGAACGUAGAGAGGAAAGACAUACUUUACACUGCAGCAGGAAGCAGAGCAGUGAGGGAAAAAAGGCAAAUUUCCUGGCAGGGAACCAGCAAAGCAACAUCAAAAAUCAGAAUCUCAGGCCACAAUCUAGUUAGGAACAUGAGAUGCCAAACCCCUCUAUAUGUCCUAAACGCUGACGUCUUCCCCCUUUUCUUCUCCUGCCUGUGUUACUUUACACUCACGUCUUUAUUAUUAAUAUUAUUUUGUGCAAUAUAUUAUAUUUAUAAACGGUUUUACCAAACACUGCGUUCUGUUCAAGCUGCAGUACUGCCUUCUGCUUUAAUAAUGUUUAUAUAAUUUAUAAAUGCACUGUUUUCAAGGCACUAAUUUGUGUGUUUGUGUGUGUGUGUGUGUUUGCUAAUUUGCCAACUCUGUGACUUGCUGUCAUGCCCUGUGUGUCUUGUCACUUUCUGUUACUAUUUCCGCCCUCUGUUUUUUUUCUUUCCCUAUUGCAGUUCAUUAAGGGACACUUUUAUUGUCUAAACAACUUAAAGGGAUAUUGAAACCAUUACUAAUACAACACUAAUACCUUUAAGUUAAGUUAAAACUUUUUUUUUUUGUCUCUUUAAAUAUGUUUUGCUCAAGAUUUAAAAUCUUGGUUUAUUUUGCUUCCCUUGUGCUAUAUUUGUGUUUAAUGAAUCAUCAGGGAAUUCUAUUUAAUGGCUUGGGCCUAGUUCAUAUUACAGUCGUUAAUUUUACUGCCUGAUUGUAACAACAAAGUAUUUUAAAAGAUUUGUCAUCCUUUCUGCCAGGUAGUAAAACGUAUAAAUGAUACUCCAUAUUGGUUUGCAACGCCCCUCAUAGUAAUAAAAACCCAUGAGAAUGUUGUCUGUCUUGUUGUCUGUUUGUAAGAUUCAAACAAGACAUGACAGGGGGGAUGUGCAGUAUCUCAUGAGCUUCUGUAUGACGUUAUAACAUUUACUUUUUUUUUUUUUUUUUUUAAAGCUUGAAUGAAGAAAAAAGUUUUAACCUAAUUUUAAAAGUAAUAAUUUAGCAAUUAUUAAAAAUAAAAAAUGUCUACAAGGGUUCUAAUCUGUACUGAGUGGCCAUUUUAAAUGUGUCUGUUUCGAGCAAAGUGUUGGCUUUUUUUUUUAAUUGUUCCGUUCUUGAUUUAUAACAGCGUAUAUUUCUGGUUGUUUUUUUGAUUAAUUUUUUCUUUUGUUUUUUUUUUUUUCUGUUUUUUAUUUUUUUUUUCACUUUUUUCCACUUUUUUUUUUUUUUAACUUUUUUUUUUUUUUUACUUUCUUGAAAAUUCUAGCUUUUGUCAUUUACCAUGAAUGGAAAGUAUGUGAUAAAUGAAAUAAAUGAUCAGAAUGCUGCAGGACUAACAAACAAAAUAGCCACUCAGCAUACAUUUUUUUUUUUUUUUUUAAAUAUAAGUAGUUGUUUUUUCAGCUUCCAUUCAAACCCAUGUGUACAUCUUCCAUUAUCAAAUCCUUACUGUGUCCUAUUGGUGAUUGGAUGCGAUUCCAUCGCCACAGAAUUGCAAACAAUAAACUCACUUUGAAACAUG